AUGGAUAUUACACAGGAAACGGAUAUUAAACAGCAAAUUAUCAAGUUAGACUAUAGCAAUUUGAAUCACACAGGUCCCCUAAUAUUAAAGUUCAGCAACUUGAAAGAAUUAGAUUGUUCCAAUAGUAAUUUAACCUACUUGGAUGUAAGUGGUUGCCCAAAACUUGCUUACCUUAAUGCUAAUCACAAUCGACUCUGUAGAAUAUCUGUGAAUAGUGAAAGUCUAGAAUAUUUAAAUUUGCUUGACAAUAACUUUCCUGAACAAGAUUUAACUUUCUUUAGCGGAUUUGUUAACUUGAAAGAGCUGCAUAUUGGAAACAUUGAUGAUAGGGAGGGUGAUGUUUAUAAUCGUUUUCAUGGUAGUUUAGAACCUUUAAAAGGAUUAACUAAAUUGGAAAGUUUAAAUAUCAAUAAUACUGAUAUUGACUCUGGAUUGGAAUAUUUACCAAAUAGUGUUAAAAUUUUACAAUGUUUGGCGGAAAGACCGAAUGCCAAAGUUAAAAAUUUAUAUAUGCAACUUGAAAACUUUGUUACUGAUGCUAAGGAUGUAUAUCAGGGUAAAUAUAAUUUAAAAGUGUGGAAAAGAAACUGGAAUUUGGAGACGGAAAAGGAAAAUCUCCAAAAGCAAAUCACUUCUUACCAGAGUCAAAUGGAAGAGCUAGCAUCAGAUGAAAAAGAAUACUUAACGUUUCAACAGGAAGAAUUGGAAAAUGAAAAAAAUGAUCUUCUUGCUAGGCAAGAAGAGUUAAGGUUGGAAAAAUCUCGGCUCGAACAAGAAGUAAGAAAUUUGACUCAACAAGUCGAAACGUUAACGGUCGACUUGGAACGAAUGAAUGCCAUUUAUCAGGAAAGAGAGAAAGGAAUCAACGAAAUGGAAAGUAAGUUAAAAUCCUUCAAGUCCGUACAAGAAAUGGAUAAAGUAAGGUUACUGGAACAAAUAAAAGCUCUAAAAGACGAUUUAACUGUCAAAGGAAAGGAAAAAAUGAACAAAGUAAACGAAAUAAAUAAGAAUAACUUUAAACUGAAAAAUAAAAAAGAAGAGAUUGAGGAAUUAGAAGGCAAGCUAAAUGAAAUUAAAAUAAAAAUGGUCGCUCUUAAUGCCAAAAAAGAAGAGUCAAACCAACUUAGAAAAGAUUUGAAUAAUAAAGUAAUCGGAAGCAAAUGUAGUACUGCUCAUUUGAGAAAGCAAUUAACAAGCUUUAAAAAUGAUAUAGAUUCGAAAAAAAUGGAACUAUCAAGACAACUAGAGGGGAUGAAGAAAUUAAAGAAUAAUCUUAAUAAGGCCAAGAAGGAUUUGGAAAAACUCCAAGAUGAAAAGGAUCAAAUUGAAAAUGAAAUAGAAAGUCAUCGGGAAGAAGAAAAACGUUUUCAAGAAAAUCUUGCUAAUCUUAAUACUCAAUUAGAAGAUAAAGAAGCUCUAAUUAAUAAGCUCCAAGAAGAAAAGCAGCAACAAGUUAAUGAACUAAAAGGACGAUUAGUAACAAUUAAAGAUUUGUUUCCCCAAAUACAAACUAAGGAAAAUGAAUUGAAAGAGUUAAUUGAUACUAUUAAGGAAGAUCUUAGUAGAAAAAGAAAGCCCUUGUUAGAACAACUUUUGGAAGAACAAAAGAAAAGUAUUCAAAAUAAUGGUAAUUCUGAUUCUGAAGAAGUGGAAAAUUAUAAGAAGGAUUUAAAUUCAGAACUAACUGAACAAGAUAUUCUAAAGCUUCUAAGUAAACAUGAAGAAGUCAUCCAGUUGAAGAAACAACUAGAGCAGAAAUUUUAA
This is a messenger RNA of Funneliformis caledonium, 1764 nucleotides long. The record is from the annotation of a GenBank genome assembly. NCBI's taxonomy places the organism in Eukaryota, Fungi, Glomeromycota, Glomeromycetes, Glomerales, Glomeraceae.